AUGUUGCCGCUAACGUGCGCAUUUAUAUGUGUGACUGCUGUUGCAUGUCAAAGUGCCGGCACAGGUACAUUUGACCCCAAUGCCUUGAAUUUCGGUUCUGCUGGCGGAUCCACCGGAAGUUCAAGCACUGGAAAUGCAGGAGGUGCUGGGUUUGACACAUCCGGGGGCUUUGGUGGAAGUGGUUUCGGCAUGAGCGGAAGCGGAAGUGGUAGCGGAACAUCUGGAAGCAGCGGUGGAUUUGGUGGAAGUGGUUUUGGAAGCUCAAGUGGAAGUGGUGCUAGCGGUGGUUUUGGUGGAAGUGGUUUCGGCAGCAGCUCGGGCGGUGACUCUAGCAGCAGUGGUGGUUUUGGAGGCAGUGGAUUUGGUAGCUCUUCAGGCGGAGGUGCGACCUCAGGGUAA
Molecule: messenger RNA, 399 nt
Organism: Mercenaria mercenaria
Lineage: Eukaryota; Metazoa; Mollusca; Bivalvia; Venerida; Veneridae
Exons: 5
Coding region: 1-399 (132 amino acids)
Source: RefSeq, a predicted model, not a curated record